This is a messenger RNA of Xenopus laevis (African clawed frog), 3123 nucleotides long. RefSeq names its product transforming acidic coiled-coil containing protein 3 S homeolog (gene tacc3.S). Gene Ontology annotation, cellular component: cytoplasm; spindle; spindle pole. Bases 193 to 2988 code for a protein of 931 amino acids. Lineage: Eukaryota; Metazoa; Chordata; Amphibia; Anura; Pipidae. The transcript has 16 exons. Gene Ontology annotation, biological process: mitotic spindle organization; nuclear migration; cerebral cortex development. The record is from RefSeq and is a predicted model, not a curated record.
CCAGAGGGUCUGAGGCGAAGUAGUGGUUACACGGAUACUCAGGGCGGAUAAAGGUUUAAAUAGCGCAGUGCCGGGCGCUCGGGACUUUUUCUCACAGGUGAGGGGAGUGUAACGAGGAGGAAGUGUUGUCUGUGUGGAGUCUACAAAUGGGCUCCUCUGACUGAAUUCUCUUUUAUACGCACUGAGGGAAGAAUGAGCCUUCAAAUCAUAAACGAUGAAAAUGCAGGAAAUGAUAUAACUGCAGAGAAGUUUGACUUGCUGUUAAAUCCUCAGACUACUGGGAGACCCUCUAUUCUCCGGCCCUCGCAGAAAGACAAUCUGCCACCAAAACCUGCUCUUAAAAGCACAAAGGUGACGUUUCAGACACCAAUGCGAGACCCACAGACUCUCAGAAUUAUGACGCCCAGUGUUGCAAACAAGCCAGAGAAUGUGUUUUUAUUGGAGGAUUGUACCCAAGCACUGGAACAGCUGCACUUGUCUCUACCCAGUAGCUGUGGACCAAAUCCAGUAGAAAUUAAUGUAUCAGUUUCCAAUAACCAACCUGAUUCAGAGGAAUUACCUGUGAGGACUACAGGAGCAUAUAGCAUCGAUUUUGACAACUUUGAUGACAUCAACCCAUUUAAGAGUAAAACUCAAAUGCUAAAUUCCCCCAUAAAAGCUGAUCUUCCAAGCCUUACAGAAAACAUAGAAACAACCACUCCUGUAGUUCCAGCGGAUGAAGCUUCCAAACAAAUGGUGUCUUUAAAUUUAUCUGCAGCAAAUCUGGAUUCCCCCGUUACAGUUCAGUUCUCUUCUGAAAGCGGCUCCAUAGGUGUUUCAGAAAAAACUGCACUGGAUGACACCCUUCCUCUGUCAGAAUCAGGCAUUAAAGAUUUACAGGGGUUGAAUGCAUCAUCCAAUAACAUAGAAGAGCCUGUACCAUUGGAUAAGGACAUAUGUUCCAAUAAUGAAAAGGAUGAUGCCACCAUGGCUGAUUCCACAUGUGAAGGAACUUCUGAUGCACAUACAUCAUCCAAUAACAUAGAAGAGCCGGUAACAUUGGAUAAGGACAUAUGUUCCAGUAAUGAAAAGGAUAAUGCAGCCGUGGCGGAUUCCACAUGUGAAGGAACUUCUGAUGCACAAAGCCCUCUUCCUAUUCCAAAAUCCUCAUACAGUUUUGACCCUGAUCAGUUUGACAUGAUGAAUCCUUUUAAAACUGGAGGUUCCAAGCUUCAGAACUCACCAGCAGGAAAAAAGCAAACUCCUCCAUCAGCAGAUCUAAAUACAGCUAAAACUGAACCGGUAAAACUUGAGUUCAACUUUGGUGACGGCGACGUUUCCGAAAGAAAACCUCCCCCCAAAAAACUUGGAAAGAGACCACUCCUUAAAACAGCUGCCAAGAAGCCAUCUCCGAAACCAGAAAUUGCAUCAGAAAAACAGGAACAGCAGACUGCAAAGCCAUCAGAAGAUGAAGCCAUUGUUCCAAAGGCUUCCUAUAAGUUCGACUGGGAGAAGUUUGAUGAUCCAAAUUUUAAUCCAUUUGGAUGUGGUGGUUCAAAGAUCUCCAGCUCUCCUAAGGGCCAGAAGAUAGCCAAUGAACAGCCAAGUGCUUGCACCCAGGGUAGUAAACCAGAAGCAGAAUGCACUGCAUCUGACAUGGCACCAGCUGAGAAUGCUGAUGAGAAGGACCAUGGAGAAAUAGAACCUUCCCAGGAUUCUGGUGCUGCUGAAGAUCGAUCACAAGCGGAAGAUCAAUCGGUGGCUUUAAGUAAAGUUGAAGUACCACAUGAGCAAACUACCGAUUGUUCCCCUGUGGAAAAUGAGACACAACCAGAAGUUUCUUUGAUCAAUGAAGAACCUUCCCAGAAAGAAGUGGAGCACACAAGUUCAGAUAUGACACCACCAGAAAUAAAUGGAACCGAUUCAGAGUUUAAAUUAGCCACAGAAGCAGACUUUUUAUUAGCUGCAGAUAUGGACUUUAAACCAGCUUCAGAAAUUUUCUCUGAAGGAUUUCGUCAGCCAGUUGAAAUCGACUAUCUAGAGAAUUUUGGCACUAAUUCGUUUAAGGAGUCGGUGCUCAGAAAGCAGUCUCUCUAUCUGAAAUUCGAUCCCUUGUUGAGGGAAUCUCCAAAGAAAAGUGCUGCAGGCAUCAACUUGCUUCCCAGCGUUCCCCUGAAAUGCAGUUCGGACCUUUUCGGGGCAAUACCAGAGGCCAAUUUCCCUCUAAUCCCAUCUAUUGAAAAUGAGGAAAAACCUAAAGGACUGGACCUUCUGGGGACUUUCACAGUUGCGGACACUGCUCUUCUAAUUGUUGAUGCUCCAAGCAGUGUGGCUGUUCCCAAUCCUUUCCUUUCAACUUCUGAUGCCAUCGUUGAGAUGCUGAAGUACAGCCAGAAAGAUAUGGAUGCAGCAAUUGAAGCAGUGCGGUUAGAGGUUCAAGAAAAGGAUUUAGAAGUACUGGAAUGGAAGACCAAACAUGAAAAGCUUUAUCUUGAAUAUGUUGAAAUGGGGAAAAUAAUUGCAGAGUUUGAAGGCACCAUCACACAAAUUCUAGAGGACUCGCAAAGGCAGAAAGAAACUGCCAAACUAGAACUAAAUAAAGUGUUGCAAGAAAAGCAGCAAGUGCAGGUGGAUCUAAACUCUAUGGAAACUUCCUUCUCUGAGCUCUUUAAGCGAUUGGAGAAACAGAAGGAGGCGCUAGAAGGCUACCGUAAGAAUGAGGAGGCACUGAAAAAAUGUGUAGAGGACUAUCUGGUAAGGAUUAAAAAGGAAGAGCAGCGCUACCAAGCCCUGAAGGCACAUGCAGAGGAGAAACUCAAUAGAGCCAAUGAGGAGAUUGCUCAUGUCAGGAGUAAAGCCAAGUCUGAAGCGACAGCUCUGCAGGCAACGCUACGCAAAGAGCAAAUGAAGAUUCAGUCCCUGGAGCGCAGCCUUGAGCAAAAGAGUAAAGAAAACGAUGAGCUCACCAAGAUAUGCGAUGAUCUUAUUUUAAAGAUGGAGAAGAUCUGACCCACUGAGGUGGAACUUUGUAUAUGUUCGUCUGUCUGUCUGUCUAGUUAUGUAUGUUCAGCACUAAAUAAGUAAGGUUUAACUUAUGGAAAACAGUGUAGGUUUUAACAAAUAAAAUGACAUUAUAACGUUAAA